Messenger RNA from Coturnix japonica (Japanese quail), 2453 nucleotides. NCBI's taxonomy places the organism in Eukaryota, Metazoa, Chordata, Aves, Galliformes, Phasianidae. The record is from RefSeq and is a predicted model, not a curated record.
UCCGCGCAGGCAUGGACCUGGGCUUUUUCCCCAUCGUCCUUCCGCCCGGGCUGUGUCACGGGACCCCGCGGUCCCCCUACCCCCGGCAGGGGCUCGACGCCUUCCCGGCGCUGAGCACCCCGGCCAGCUCCGCGCAUCCUCCGUCGGCUGCUUGCGUGGGGGCGGCGGGAUGCGCGGCCGGCCCGUCUGCCGGCUGCCAGCAGUCCUGCGGGGCCGCCUGUCCGGGUGGGGAUCCGCCGCGUCUCGCCGCGUCCCUCUGCCCCCGGAGCGGCCGCUCGACGUCGCCGGAGCCCGAGCGGCCACGCUCCUGCUGUCCGACCCCAGGGGCGGCACCGGCGGAGCCCCGCGCCUUCGAGUGGAUGCGGAUGAAGCGGAGCACGCCAGGCAGAAGUGAGUGGGGCGGCGGGGCGCGGGCGGGGGUCACUCUCAUUCCAGCUCCCCCUGCCCAGACCCCCGCCCCGACCUUCCGUGCCCCCGCCGAAGCGCGCUGUUCCUCGAUGUUUUUCGCCGUUGCAGGCGGCGCGGCGUCCCCCGCCUACUCCCUGCGCACCAACUUCACCACCAAGCAGCUCACAGAGCUGGAGAAGGAGUUUCACUUCAGCCGCUACCUGUCGCGGGCCCGCCGCCUCGAGGUGGCCCGCUCGCUGCGCCUCCGCGACGCCCAGGUGAAGGUGUGGUUCCAGAACCGCCGCAUGAAGCAGAAGAAACGCGAGCGGGAGGCGCUGCCCGGUCACACCGCAGCGCCCCGGGCAGCCCCGGGCGGCACCGCCUGAGCCCGCCGCCACGGCGCUCCUCGGGGAUGCUGCGGGCGGCUCCACUCUCUUCGUACCGCCGCUGCUCGACACCCGUUGUAUUAAUGAGGGUAAUCGGGGAGAGCGGCCGCUCCAAAGUGCCGCUGUUCAACUUCGUCGUUUCGCGAGGGGAUAGAAGAGCCAGAAGAGAGCCUCAAAAAGCCGAGGCCGAGCCGGAGCUGGGGGCGGGCAGGACCGCAGCCCCUGGACCGGGCUCCCCGGGGCCGUUCCCGGCUGGGGCCAUAGCCCUGCCCCGCCGCCUCCCUGAGCCGCGCCCGGUGCCUCGGCCGGUCUGGGGAGCAGCGGUGGCCGGUCCCGCUGACUGCCGUCGGGGCGGGGGUGUAGGCAGAGGUCGUGCGGAGCAGGGGUGGAAACCCCAGCAAGGCAAAGUAGAACAGGACAAUGCUCCCUCGCAAGAAAAGAAGGGAUGUAUACCGUUAGCAAGUGUAGCAGAAAUCCCUUUUAAGAAAAGUACCCUCGUAUACCUCCCCUUCCUGUGCAAAACUGCUAUAAAGUCAAAUUACUUGUACUCAUCCCUCACUAGUUCCCAUCACCUUUUGUGACGCAGAUGAUUUAGUCCAAAAUCUGUGAAGGAAACCCUGAACAAAUGGUCCAUCAGGAGAAAGACGGCCCUGUGUGCCCCCUGCAGUUCCAGUGCCCGCUCUGCUGCUUCCCAGUGUGUGGGCAAUGACAGCAAAGAGCCCCUCAUGGCACUAGGGCUCUCCCAGGCCUUACUGUAUGUAAGUUUUAAUACAAGUACUAUACUAAGCCUGUUCACAAAUGCUACAAGCCAUUAAAGCACAUAAAGAUACUUGGGUUUGACUGCAGACCUCUCUGUCAGUGAGACCACAAUAGUUCCUGGGUCUCUCCCCCAGAGAACCAGUCCUAAAGUGGUGACAAUCCCAGCUACUCCACCAAAGUACAACAUUCACCAACUAUCUUCACUUCUCCAGAUCUCAUCUUUGCCAGAGGUGAAAUGUUAUCAAAGUGGACACAGAAGCUGGAUUCUGAGGCUUUUCCAGCAUUUGGUGCUGACAGGGAAAGUAUAAAGACGACGCAGAUAGGGAUGCUACCUGGAUUUAAGGGACAAAAGGACUUGAGAGUUUGCUUUGGAUUUCACUCAGGUGAAAGAAAAACAUAGUACUGGGAGAGGGAACUCCAGGACCUGCAAGUGUAGAUCCACACCUGGAAAACAGCCCCAGCUACCAGCAGCUGCUGGGAUUCCUGUUCUGGUUACACACCAGAUCCUGGGCAGAGGCUCACAGCCGUACUUGCACACAGACUUUUAGGUUUUGUGCACAGUGUUACAGCUCACUUCCAAAGAGCUGAUGAACUUCACAGGUUAAAAAAACAUUAGAAACUCCCAGGGCAGAGCUGCCCAUAUGAAAUCCGUACCAAAGUACAAACCUCUAAAAUAAAGGGUGGGCAGUUCCUUGUUAAAGCACAGACCCCAAACAAGCUUUUAUUCAGCUCAUCAUCUAUUAAAAAAAUAGGAAACAGUAUUUCUGCCAACUGUUUUUGAGAAGAAGAAUUAAAUUAGAAUAAAUUAAUUAGAAUAAAGCAAGAGAUGGUAAAAUGCCUGGAAAUUAUUUCUUUUUUCAUGUAAUUAUUAAAAGCAACUCAAUUACAAACCAUUUCAUUCAGUUCCUCUUCAGAUACAUU